AUGAGGCAAACAUUUUUGGCUGUCAAUUGUGUUCUGCUGACUGUGCUGUGCUUUAGCUACGUCCUGCCCGCCACGGUGCGUCCCUACAAAUUCGGCUUUACCAUCGAGGAGCAGCAGCAUCGCCGCGAGCAAAGAGAUGAGAACGGAAUUGUAAUGGGCGAAUUCGGGUUUAUAACCGCCGAUGGAAUUUACCACGUGACGGUCUAUGCGACCGAUGAGGAAGGCAAAUUUCGGAUAAUCUCGAUGAAAAACUAUCCGUAUACGGGUCCCGUAGCGCCCAAGAGCCCGCCGCCCACAACAACCACCGCGGCGUCUGUGGCCAGGCAUCACUUCAAUACCGCCGCCUGCUCCGGCUGCUUUCUGAACAAAUCCCCACCGGAAGCGACGCAGCCGGAAGCGAUCCGUCCCAGCACCAAAACGGAGAUACGCCCGCUCUCGCAGCCGCUGUCCCCGUCGGCGGCAGUCGGAGCUGUGCCAGGUGAGUUCAAAGGUCACACAGUUACACCCAGCACACAGACACACACACACAGCCAGGUCGCGAUCCUGAAGGAAUCGCUUGAACUGGCCGCUGCGGCGGCUGCGCAGGACUUGCAGAGCUUUGUCUUUAGCCCCCAGACCGAGCCUCAAGCAGCAGCUGCUGCUACUUUUUUCGCAGCUGCAGUUCCUGCUCCUGCGGCGGAGCCUGUUGUUGUGCGCAAUGCGAAGACCGUGGCGCUGGCUCACGAAAUAGCCAAGGUGCAGGCGCUGCGACCAGCACGAAUCCUGAGUGCGAGUGCCACAACGACGCAGUCAAAGGAAGUGCCAGUGGAUGCACCUGCUCUUAGCUCUGCAGUUGCUUUUGUGGCCAAGCUGGCGAGGAUUCCGCCGGAAGCAGCGGGCGCGAAGGAUUUCCAGAGCUUCGCUGUACAGACACUGCGGCCGCCGAGUAGCCUAAAGGCCAAUGGCCCAGCGACGGAGCCAAAGGAUCUGCUAGCGGAUGCACCUGAUCCCAGCUCUGCUGCUGUUCAAGUGGCAAAUCUGGUAAGGAUGCCGCCAAAGGAUUUGCAGAGCUUUGUUCCUGGCCACCAUGAUGCUCAAGCAGCAGCGGCUAUUGCGUUGAUUCGCGAAUUAUCCAAGGUACAGACACUGCGGCCGCCGAGUAGCCUGGAGGCCAAUGGCCCAGCGACGGAGCCAAAGGAUCUGCUAGCGGAUGCACCUGAUCCCAGCUCUGCUGCUGUUCAAGUGGCAAAUCUGGUAAGGACUCCGCUGGAAGCGAAUGUCCUGCAUGCGAGUGGCUCAGCAACGCAGCCACAGAAACUGCCAGCCCCCGGCUCAGCCCCUGCAUUUGUCGAAAAGCUGGCGGGGAUUCCGCCCGCAACAGCAGGCGCCAAGGAUCUCAACCGUUUUGCUUUUGGUACGCUGCGACUCAUUAGUUUGGCGGCGGCGCAGCGGCUAAAUGGUCGGGUGCUGAGCGCCACGCAACAUGAGGCGCAGCCUGUGAAGCAAGCAGUUGCCGGAAUUGUGCAAGAGCAGAAGCAGGACAAUGCGCUCAGUCCCACGCCUCCGCUCGCCAAUCACGUUCAGUCGGGUCAGCAACCAUUGAGUGCAGCUGGCAAUGCUGCCGCAGGAGCGCUGCCAGCCUUGACAGGCACCCAGCAGCAAGCAGCAGCAGGCGUCAAGCCACCCUUAGCAGACGGCAAGAGUGCGCAACAACCAUCAGGUGGCAGCAGCUCAGAUAGUUUCAAGCCAAACACAGUUGCAGCGCUGCCUGCCGUGACAGCAACUAAGCAGCAAAGUCAACCGUCAAGCGGCAGCACAGCAAGUAACAAUUCACCACAACCCACCUCCACAAAGACAGCAACCAUUGUAGGAGCGGUUGGUGAACCCGGACUCACAGGCGAUUUGUACAAAUUUAAAUAUAUAUUGGACUAUAAUGGCCAUGAGGAGACGGGCAGCCGCAACGGCGAUAAAGUAGGCAACUACUUUGCCAUUGGCGAGGAUGCUGUGGAGCGUGUCGUCGAGUAUAUUGCCAAUGAGUUUGGCUUCCAGCCGCACAUUAGUUGGCGCAAACUGGAGGGCAAGGAGGCGGCGCUGCCCGAUGAGAACUCGCUGAAGCACUACGAGUUCAAGUGGUUCAACAAGGCAGCCCAAUGA
This is a messenger RNA of Drosophila novamexicana, 2133 nucleotides long. RefSeq names its product protein lethal(3)malignant blood neoplasm 1 (gene l(3)mbn). The record is from RefSeq and is a predicted model, not a curated record. The transcript is spliced from 10 exons. The coding region runs from base 1 to 2133 and encodes 710 amino acids. Lineage: Eukaryota; Metazoa; Arthropoda; Insecta; Diptera; Drosophilidae.